Messenger RNA from Tremella mesenterica DSM 1558, 2879 nucleotides. RefSeq lists its product as uncharacterized. The record is from RefSeq and is a predicted model, not a curated record. Bases 105 to 2879 code for a protein of 924 amino acids. Lineage: Eukaryota; Fungi; Basidiomycota; Tremellomycetes; Tremellales; Tremellaceae. The transcript is spliced from 8 exons. Gene Ontology annotation, molecular function: metal ion binding.
GAUGCUUCUUUCUUCAACAUAAUCCCCAUCACAUCACCUUUUCCUCAAACCUUACCACAUUCCUCAAUCUUCACAGGGAAAAUACUUGACAACUUUGAUAAAUCAUGACGACAAAGGUAACCGCGUCAGAUGGCGAAACCAUCUCUUCAGAGCUAGCUUCAACUUCUAAUAUGCUCGGUUUAGGUGUACCUCCUCCUUCCCCUUCUCCUUCACCUUCUCCCGCAUCUUCUACCUCUGGAUUAAAACCUACCACAUCGGUAUUCACCACCUACCCUCAUUUAAGUUAUUACCUUCACAACUUACUCUUGAGCUUGGAGAAUAGUCCUCCUCGAAAGGGCGCUCAACAUCCACUCAGCGUUUCCUCUAGUGGGGAAUCGGACGAUGAAACGACUCAUCAUCCCACUCAGGAAUCAUCUCAGGGCGUUGAAAAUCCAAAUCGUUCGUCUAUGACAUUACAAACGCCACGUCCAAAUGUCACACGAGCUGUGGGGAACAAAGAAAAAGAAGAAUUGGUAAGACGUGUAGUUGAAUUACUUGAUAAUGAUCAAGAAGAAAUAUUGAAAGAAUUACUUCGACCUUAUCUUGGUACUUUAGGAAAGGAUGAAGUGCUUUUAGAACAAGUUUGUUUAGAUUGUAUGCAUCGUCGUAGAGACGACGUCGAAAACGUACCCUACGCCCCUCAUUUGACUCCCACAAGACCAAGAGCAUCACCUGCGAUAACUGUAGCACCUCUUCGACCAUUCACACCUCCACGUCUCCCAUCAUUCCGUACUCGUACUCCCAUGGGAAGACCAUUAUCACCUUCAGUAUCUGCGAAUCAAACUCCUACUUUUACUCAUACCUCCGCAUUGACCAAAUCAGAUAUUCCACUUGAAGGUUCACCCUUGUCAGCUUCGAAAAUGCUCAAUGCAAAAGCCAUCACUUUUAAUCCUUCCCCACGUUCGAUCUCUGUACCCCUUCACACUUCACCAUUCACCUCUGGAGCUUCUGCCAUGGCGAGGACAGGUUCAAAUCUCGCCAUUGCGACACCUCUAUUCAGCGAUCAAUCCAGUCCUUUUCACUCGCCCAUUGGUACUCCCAGUAGACCCACUAUCAAGAUGCCUGAAACGUCUCUCUCCCCACCUCAAGACAGACCUUCGAGUAGAGGAAUCAUACUAGACGACGAUGACGAUGAGUUCUCCCCAUUUGGAACUGGAUUGCCAAAAUUACAUCAUCACCAACAAUCCGCGCUGAACCUCGACGCUAAGCCUUUCGAGCCGGGUUCAUCCAGUAGCGGACAUACGAGUCUCUCCGCACAAUCAUUCGGAACGUUUCAAUCAGAUCCUGCGGCUCAACUCGCAGGGGCAGACCUGGCAAGAGCGGAGGAGGAUGCUCUCGAAACAAGCACAGGUAUGACUCCGCUGGACGUUUUGGCCUCUGUAUUCACAUCUGUCCCUCGGUCCGAACUCGAGGAUGCUCUCCAUCGAGCUGGAUACGACUUUGAAGGAGCUAUGGCUAUCCUCGUCGCGCAGUACACUCAGCCCAGAUCAGGUUCAUCAACUCCUCAGAGAGUGUCCUCGCCGCGCCCUCUCAUCGGCAUAGGUGGUCGAGGUGCUGUAUCGACAAACUUUCCUGCACCGCGCGAUGGGUAUUUUGUCCAAGGAGGGAGAACUCAUAAUGGAAAUUUGAGUCCUGGCUAUGGACCUAGGAGUCCGGGCGGUCCUCCAGUCAGGAUGUGCAGGUACUAUCUCACGGGUGAAUGUCGGCGAUCGGACUGUCGAUUUAGUCAUGAUCUUGAACGAGCUUUGUGUCGUUUCUGGCUGCGAGGACAUUGUGCCAAAGGACCAAACUGCGAAUUUCUUCAUCACCUUCCUAAUGGGUUCGAUCCCUCUGCUCUCACUCAAGCAAUGGCUUCUGUGGAGCUCUCUUCAGAUGGUUCAGCACGUGCAACGACUCCCACAACAUCGGGUUAUGCACCGCCAGAUGAAUUUCCCGAUCUUCUCGCCGCUCGAAUAAAUCGUUCCAACGGUAAUCGACUGGACCCUUCGCGGACAAGAUUCGCCAACGCGGUCAAACGUCCCGCUCCUGGACCUGUCACUCUUCCCUCCAUCCAGAUUGCAGGAUCUCGGUUCUCCCCCGUCUCGCAGUCUGGUUCUCGUGUAUUAGAAGCAGAAAGAACUUCCGUACCUGCAGUACCUCGAGCAUCAGCACGUAUCGCUCUCCGACCUCCUACUCUACUUCCCACGCUACAAACAGGUUCCAAGGUUAACGAGCAAUACAUGUCCACUAGAGCGCUCGCUAUCCGUUUAGGUCAUGCACGUAACGCUUGUCUCGCCCGAGCUGCCGACGCUUUCCGUCGUGGGGAUGGUGCAGCCGCCAAGAGAUUCUCUAGAGAGGGUAAAACGCUCAACGAACGCAUGUUGAGCGAAGCUACCGAAGCGGCUCAACUACUGGUCAGGGAGAGAAAGCUUGAGGCACAAAAGGCGGCUAGGGAAAGAGAUCCUUCUUGGAGUGACGAUCCUCUUGAUAGGUCUGUAAGAGGAAGAGAGUGUGGUGGAGGCUUAGGGGUGGUGUUGGGUGUAGCAGGUACGAGAGCGGUGUCGGGUGGAAAUAUGUUGUCGGCGGAAGAGAGGACAGAGGCUGUUAUCGAUCUUCAUACUUUACAUGGGAAUGAAGCUCAAGAGAUUUUGGCUCAGUUCCUUGAUCAGCUCGAACUGGAGAAUUUCCGCGGUCUCGUAUACGUGGUAGUGGGAGAAGGUAAACAUGUCGGUACGCAAGAUGCCGCCAGGGGCGCUUCGAAAAUCCGACUUGGGGCGAGUGUGAGACAAUACCUUUCGGAUUGGUCUUACCCGUGGAAUGAAACUGCGGGAGUUAUAUGUGUUGACCCUUGCCGGAAUUAG